This is a messenger RNA of Bursaphelenchus okinawaensis, 6595 nucleotides long. Lineage: Eukaryota; Metazoa; Nematoda; Chromadorea; Rhabditida; Aphelenchoididae. The record is from the annotation of a GenBank genome assembly.
AUGGAAGCGGAAAAAUGUAAGUUUGGCGGGUUUUGAUAAGGUUUUGUUGUCUUAUCCAUGGUUAAUAUCUUAUCUGAUGAAAAAGACCUUUUGAUCAAAAAUGGUUAGUAAGCUAUUGUAGAAUAAGUAUUAUAAUUUUGGCUAAUUUUAUAUCAUUUAUAUGUUCGUUCGUAUUUUACAAUCUCUUUUCUACAGAGCGAAACCUGACACAACCGUUUAUUUUCGCGUCAACUGUCUCUUUGUGGAAAUUUUCAUAAUUUUCGAAGGAAAUAAAAUUUUCGCGCAAAUCCAGGUCGAAGAUGGAUAAUAUAUUAUGCAUGGCGACCUUUUCACCCACAAACCCCACUUUAGAACCGUUCAACGACCUUUUUUUGCCUUUUUUAAAGGACUUUUCUUCGGAAUUUUCGUUCGUUUUCUUGGCAACUUUUAUUGUUUUUUGUUAAUCCCAUGAAGAAACGAGGAAAUUGGAGACCGAAAACAUUGUUUAGAUGACCAUUUUACGGCUUGAUAAUUAGUGUUGAUGGCUAAUUUUGCGGUUUUUAUCAAAUUUUUGUGGUUUUUGGUUAAAACGGUUUAGUGGGUGCAUGUAGGUAACGCUUUUUGAUGUAGCUAUGUGAAUUUUGGACGGAUGUGUUUGUUUUUUAUUUUUUCGAACAGAGAAAAGGCUUGUUUAGCUGUUGUUUACAAAGUCUCACAUUGUUUUUAAGGGUUUGGCAGUUAUUUUGGCGAUUAUAUUCUUCAUGGUUAUGUGCAAUAUGCUUUGUCGAAAUUUAGCAUGAAGUCGUUAUUUUUAUCAAACAUCUUGUGGUUGUCUAAUACAUCUUUAUGUUUACAAGCUUCUAAAGUAAUUUUUACGAUCUUAAAACUUUUACGUUAUAAUUUUUCAGUACUUCCAAACAAAGACCCACUGAACGAGCUGCUAGCCAUGGGCUGGCUAGAUCAUCUAGCUCCAGUGGUCACCAGUGGCGUUCUGAUGCUCGCCUGUUGGUCAAUCGGCUACUAUGGUUUUUCAGUGAUUUGGAUUGGGAUUUUGACGUUGUUAUACUUUAUUAAAACACGGAUGUGGGUAACGAGACAGGAAGCUCGCUUAAACAUGAGGAAACAGAUUCUUCGAGAGCGGGGGUUGAUUGGAGUAGGUAGUACAAGUGAUGAAUUGCCUAGCUGGAUACGGUUUCCGGAUACAGAGAGGAUAGAAUGGGUGAAUCAGGUAAAUUUUGUUAUUCUUUGUUGGUUUUUAGGUGUGACAAGAUUAAUACGUGCAUAUCGGGGCGGGAAGUCGUUAUAGAAGGUUGAUUCUUGGUUUGAAAGAUGGACGAGAGUCUAUUUUAUCUAAAGCACGUUUGAUUUUUAAGUUUAAAAUAGAUUUUCUUUUUUUUUUAAAAACAACAUACUUUUAGGUACUAAGACAGCUAUGGCCGUUCAUCUCACAGUAUUCAGCGCAAUUUAUGCGUGAAUUCAUUGAACCACAAGUACUGGAACAGAUGCCAUCUCCAUUCAAGUCGUUUAAGUUUUUGGACAUUGAUAUGGGCGAUAUGCCUUUCAGAGUCAGUGGACUCAAAGUAUACACUCAUAAUGUUGGAAGGGAUAGAAUAAUAGUUGAUUUGGACGUUGCGUAUGCUGGAGAUGCUGAAUUUAAGGUCAAAACAUGUGGAUUUACCGGAGGAAUGAAUGAACUUGUAGUAGGUUAUUUUCUACUUUUUUUCCUUUGAUUUUUAGGUUUUGACUUGUUGAUUCAUGGGUUAACUUAACCAAUUUUAGUUAUCUGGUAAAGUCAGAUGUGUGUUGUGUCCACUUCUACCUCAGCCACCAAUGAUUGGAGGUUUUUCGGCGUCUUUUGUUGAGUUACCUAAAUUCGACUUCAAUCUUACUGGAAUGGGCGAUUUUCUUCAAUUGCCAUUGUUAAUCGAUGCCAUUCGGUCUAUUAUAAAUGCACAGAUGGCCAACUUGUGUGUUUUGCCAAACUCGAUUGUUAUUCCGUUGGUUCCGAAUGUCAACGUGACGAAACUGAACGUGCAUAUACCUGAUGUAAGUGUUUUGAUGUUUUUGAUAGGUUAGGUUGGUUGCUUGUUGUUUUUGAAGGUUUGAUGAUUAUAAAAAGGUAAAGUGGAGUUUUCUUGUGGUAAUCAAUGAAAUGGUUUGUACAAAUUUUUUCAAUUUUUAAUUUUUUGAGAAAAUUUUGAUACGCAGGUAGCAUGGAUAAUAUAAUUUUAAAUAAAUACGAAGUAGAUAGUUUUAAAUGGUUUCAUUGUGUAAAAUAACAGAAAACUGGUAUUUUAAAAGCGUUUUAGGUAUAAAUUGUUUAGGUUAAAGAACAUUAAUAUUAUGUUUUAACCAAUUUUGGCAGGAUGCAUAGCUGUGAUGUAUAAUAUAAUUUUCUUUAUAUUUCAGGGAGUUUUGAGGAUAAAAAUAGUUGAAGCACGUAAUUUGGAGAACAAAGAUGUGUCAUUUCUUACUAAAGACAAAAGUGAUCCGUACUGUGAGGUGCAGCGUAAGUUAUUCAAGUUUUUUCAACUACAUCAAUAUUUUUUGAAAAUUUGAUAUUGGACUAAAAAACGAGGUUUUUUAUUGAAAAAUAUAUGGAUAUACAAGGUCUUUUGGUAUGAAAAGGUGCGAAUUCAAUGCUCUAUCACAUCUUUUAAAGAUUUUAGGUAUUAAACGUAUGUUAAGUCUUAUAUGACCUUAUUUUAGUCGGAUCUCAGCUGUUCAAGACCCUAACGAUCAAUAAUAAUUUGAAUCCGGUCUUCAAUGAGUAUUUUGAAGCUAUUGUGGAUCAAGCCGCUGUUCAGAAGAUACGGUUGAACAUGUUUGAUGAAGAUACGACAAGACAGGAUGAGGAGUUGGGAAGGCUUUCGAUUCCAUUAUCUUAUGUUAGGAAACAGAAGGUUGUUUCUAAGGUGAGAUAGGGCUUUUGAUAUUUGAAAAGAUUGUUUUUUUCAUUAGGUACGGGGUUUUUAAAACCUAAAAUAGUGCUUUCGAUACUUAAAAUGGCAUCUUUGUUACUUAAAAUGGUAAUUUUGAUACUUAAAAUGUAUUUUUGAUACUUAAAAUAUUAUUUUGGAUGCGUAAAAUGUUCCUGUUAUAUCCGUCAGGUUCUAAAAUGUCAUUUCUAAUGGUACCCAUUUUUCAGUGGUUUCACCUAGAAGCCUGCAAGCACGGUGAAGUAUACAUCAAACUCUUCUGGUGCGAUCUAGCCCCAAGGCCACCAGCUACAAUUCCGAAUGACAAUGAAUGGCUAACAGCCAACAAAACCGUCCAUACUUUGUUGUUAAUGGCAUUUGUGGACAAUGUUAGAGAACUACCCUACCCCAAGGCCAACCUCGAACCAUCACCCAUACUUGACUUCACCAUCGGAAAUACGACACAAAGAACGCCGGUCAAAGUGAAAACGGUCAAUCCUGUGUAUCAGUUCAAAUGCUACUUCUUUGUUCAGAAUUCGGAGGUCAAGGAGUUGACUAUCAAGGUAGGGGUUGUUACUUAAAAUUUUAUUUUUGUUAUUUAAAAUGGUUCUUUUGUGACAAAAAAUGGUACUUUUGUUACCUAAAAUUUUUUUUAUUUAAAGCGGUACUAUUGGUCCAAAACGUUGCUUUUGUUACCUAAAACGUUAUUUUUGCGCGUUUCCUUAUCUAAAAUGAUACAUUUUGAACCGAAAAUGAUAUUUUGUUACCUAAAAUUAAAAACUUGUAGGCAAUUGACUCAACAACAAGCAAGCUAUUGGGAGAGCUGAGCAUUUCCCUAGGUUAUCUCAUGGAACAACCGGAUAUGGAAGUGUUUGACAAAGUGUUUCAACUCAGGCACGGUGUCAGUGUCAGCCAUAUUACACUGACUUUGAGGGCGAGGGUAGGUUAUUUUUUACUCUUUUUACUUAAAGUGUUAGCACCUCAAAUUGUACUUUUGUUACCUAAAAUCAUAAUUUUUGACAAAAAAUGGUACGUUUGGUGCUUUAAAUGGGUACUUUUGUUACCUAAACAUUUGUUCAAAACGCCGUUUUUCAGUAUAUUGUACCAUCGGACUGUGAUGUAGUGAACGCAACAACCAACUCCGACGACAUCAGCAUGUACGCUAAUGCUUCACACAUCGAACGAGCCUACGAUACCACUAACAACAACGUGUAUACGAAGGAGAAUGGCAAAGAUGUGGUAGCGACAGAGCCGGCCAAACAACCCGAACCAGAUCCGAAACAGCAUCCAGAAUCUAAGAAUCAACUGAACACUAGUCGGUAUCAGACUCUGGAGAGGAAGGCCAGCUUCGGCAGUCAGUCUAGCUUCAAAGAGAAGAAGUUGAACAAGUUGUUGAAGCCAAAGUUUAGGAAGUAGGUGCUUGGGGUUGGGUUAUAACUUUAGAUUCUUUCGAUGGAAAGGUGGGGAUGUGUGGGAUACUGUAGUUUUUUUGAUACUUAUGGUGGUUGUUGAUUUGGAAGGUUACUGUAGCUUUUGUGGUUUUGGGCUCAUGGUGAAGGUAGAGGGGGAGGGGUACCUUAGUUAAUGAAAAUAGUGGUUUUGUUACCUAAAAUGGUACUUUUGGUAUCUAAAAUGGUGUCAUUGUUACCUAAAAUGGCACUUCUGUUACUAAAACUGGCAUUUUUGUUAUCUAAAAUGGGACUUUUGUUUCUUAAAAUGGCAUUUUUUUACUUAAAAUAGUACUGUUCUUACCUGAAAUGGUACUUUUGUUACGUAAAAUGGUGCUUUUGUUAUCAAAAAUUGUAUGUUUUAAAAUUUUGUUUUUACGUGAACUCGCGUCUUUCUUCCCUCGAAACCCCUGCCCACCUAAACAUCAUUAAUAGAUUUGAAAAAAACAAAGUAAAAAUGAGUUGUAAUAUGAUUCAGCUAGCUUUUAGUAACCGUAGUCGAAGCAUGGCCAAGUUACUGAAACCGGUAACGAAACGGCACCAGUUGUAAGUGCGAGAGUGUAUCAUUAACUAACAUAAUAGCAAGAUUAAUACGAAAAUUAAAAUGACAUUCUUUUUGUUGUGUUUUAAAGGGAAAUGAAGUGGAUAUUGAGUUGAAAUGUUUGAGUUAAGCUUGUGGUUUUGAAAUUUUAUUUUGGAAUGUUUUGAAGGUAUUAACUUCGUAUAUUUACUAAAAUACCCUGUUAAUCAUGCUAAGAUACAUUCAUGGCCUUACAAUAGCUUUUCUUUUGAUUUAUAUAGCUUUCCCUAUACUUAAUAGUGUGUGGGUGGCCUAUAACUAUAACGAGGUCAGGGACGUUGCUACAGACUUUUUCCUCAGGGACGACGUUCCUGAAUGAAAGUGUAAUAUAACAUGAAGUUCAAUUGACUAAAUAGUGAUAAAAACUGAUUUCAGAGCUCAAAGAGACAGCACAAAACCAGUGGGACGGCUUCAAAUCAACCUAAAAUACGAUGAAACAGCUCAUAAAUUGAUCGUGGACCUUCUAUCAUUAGAGUGAGUUUAGCCUUCUAUUCUUCGGGUUGAAAUCGAAAAAGUUUUGAACCAAAUGGCUUUAACAUAAGAUUCUUUUUACUCGUCUUGCAAUCCAUAUCUUUCGUUGCGGGACUUAUGCUGGGCUUCUGAGGCUUUGGUUUGGGCUCUGCCUUAGGGCUUAUGUGUGCCGGAUAGGGUUUGUUCAAAGUUGCUUCGUUCGGCUUCAUAUAAAUCGCUUAAAAUAAUAACUAAGACAGUUUGUGUCGUACUGCUGGCCCGGCUUCUUUCGAACUAGCGUUAGCUCGGUCCAGCUCAGCAUAGGGCCGGGCCUAAUAAUCUCACUUUUAGGUGUAAGCCUAUCCUAUUCUCAAUAUUAUCCUUAUAUUAUUCUUACAAAUGAUCUCUUUUACUCUGUGAAACCUCAAACCACAGCAACUUGCUCUUCUGUCCUCUGGUUUACAUUUUUCGGUUAGGCCCAACCCCUUUCUAAUUUGCUUUGACUUGGGGAGCAGUUGGGCUUAAGGGCCUUUUUUUAGGUUUAUGUGAAUAGGAAAUAAUAAAAAAAAUUAAAAAUUUUUUAAUUUUAAAAUUUAAAAAAAUUGAACAAAUUGUCAAAAUGCUACUUUUUACCUAUAAAACCAAAACUUUCAGAGAUAUAUUACCCCUAGCAUCAGAUGGCUCAGUAUUACCCUACGUUCAAGUCAAAUUAAUCCCACAACGAUCGACCAAUGCCAGAGCGAAGAAACGCACGAAUAAUAUCGAGAACGCUGGCCCAGUCUACAGAAUCAACACUGAACUGGAGUUUGACAUUGAUGCGAACGAAGUGUCACAACAUAAAAUCAAGUUCUCGGUCAAAGACUCACUUAACUACGGGGUUUUGGCUCGACCACCAACUUUGGGCGAGGUACUUUUUUUUCGUUUUGUAAAGAAAGUGUUUGCCAUUUUUGUGUUGUAAAGAAAGUUCUUGCUAUUUUAUGGUUUGAAAGAAAAUUCUUGUCAUUUCUUGUUUUGUAAAGAAAGUUAUUGCGAUUUUUGGCUUUGUAAAGGAAGUUCUUGCUAUAUUUUGAAUUGUAAAGGAAGUUUUAUCAUUUUUCGUUUUGUAAAGAAAGUUCUUGUUAAACGUGAUAUAAUUUUAGUCGGAGCUCAUACUAACCAACUUCCAUCCGGCCAAGCCAAUCCUUGGCCAUUGGCUAAAUCUCGAAACUUCACGAGAGUAA